AUGGGACAGGCUCUUGUUGGAACGAGGGUCCCAAAUUCAGGAUUGUCCAGGGAAAAUUGGGACAAGUAUGUGAAUGCCAUCACCACUGCAGAUGCCUACCCGCGGCCGCUGUCUGCACUUCAGGAGAGGUCACCACAACUCCGCCAAUACGAACCGAGUGGAAAACUGAGAGAUUAUAAUAUUGUUGUUGAAGAAGAGCCAAAAGAAAAGGAUGAGGAGUAUGGUGUGAUGAAGCAUCUUUCUGAAGGACACGAGGACAUCAUUAUGGAGCAAUCAAAGUACAAGGAAGAGGACGAGGAAUAUGGUACUGUGCGGGACGGUGCCGUCCUUCCAACAGACAAGAGGUUUCCCUGUACUGAGUGCGGGAAGUGUUUCCGUUUAAAGUCUGGUCUUACUGUUCAUAAAAGAAUUCAUACAGGUGAGAAGCCACAUUCCUGUUUUGAGUGCAGGAAAUGUUUUGUAAGAAAAUCAGAUCUUGUCAUACAUCAGAGAUCUCACACAGGCGAGAAGCCGUAUUCCUGUCCUGAGUGCGGGAAAUGUUUUUUUGACAAGUCCACUCUUCGCAGACAUCAGAGAUCUCACAAAGGGGAGAAGCCGCAUUGCUGUGCGGAGUGCGGGAAAUGUUUUUCAGCUAAGUCCAGUCUUAAUAAUCAUCAGAUGUUGCACACAGGUGAGAAGCGGUUUCCCUGUUCUGAAUGCGGGAAAUGUUUUUCAUGCAAGUCCAGUCUUUCUUUACAUCAAAGAUCUCACACGGGGGAAAAGCCGUAUUCCUGUCCCGAGUGUGGAAAAUGUCUUUCAAGGAAGUCACAUCUUUACAGACAUCAGAGAUCUCACAUGAGGGAAAAGCCACUUACCUGUUCAGAGUGUGGAAAAUAUUUUUCAAGUAAGUCGCAUCUUGACACACACCAGAAAUCUCACACGGGUGAGAAGCCAUAUUGCUGUCCUGAGUGCGGGAAAUGUUUUUCAAGUAGAUCCACUCUUUGCUGUCAUCAGAAGUCGCACACGGGUGAGAAGCCAUAUUCCUGUGCUGAGUGCAGGAAAUGUUUCUCAAGGAAGUCACAUCUUGGCAGACAUCAGAGGUUGCACACGGGUGAGAAGCCACAUUCUUGUCCUGAGUGCGGGAAGUGUUUCACAAGUAAGUCACAUCUUGGCAGGCAUCAGAUGUUGCACACGGGUUUGAAGACGCAUUCCUGUCCUGAGUGUGGGAAAUGUUUCUCAAGUAAGUCACAUCUUGACACACAUCAGAGAUCUCACACGGGUGAGAAGCCGUAUUGUUGUCCUGACUGCGGGAAAUGUUUUUCAACAAAGUCACAUCUUACCGCACACCAGAAGUCUCACACUGGUGAGGAGCCGUAUCCCUGUCCUGAGUGCGGGAAAGGUUUUUCAGCUAAGUCACACCUUAUAGUACAUCAGAGAAUGCAUACAGGGGAGAAGCCGUAUUCCUGUCCUGAGUGUGGGAAAUGUUUUUCAGUGAAGUCACAUCUUACCUCACAUCAGAAAUUGCAUACGGGGGAGAAGCCGUAUUCCUGCGCUGAGUGUGGGAAAUGUUUUUCAAGGAAUACACAUCUUUACAAACAUCAGAGAGUGCACACGGGUGAGAAGCCGUAUUCCUGUUCUGAGUGCGGAAAAUGUUUUUCAAAUAAGUCCAAUCUUUACAGUCAUCAGAGACUGCACACGAGGGAGAAGCCGUAUUCCUGUUCUGAGUGCGGGAAAUGUUUUAUAAAAAAAUCAAAACUUGUCACACAUCAGAGGUCGCACACGGGUGAGAAGCCGUAUUCCUGUGAUGAGUGCGGAAAAUGUUUUUCAGCUAAGUCCAGUCUUUAUCCUCAUCAGAGAUCACACACAGGUGAGAAGCCAUAUUCCUGUCCUGAGUGUGGGAAAUGUUUUUCAGUUAAGUCAUAUCUUGACAGACAUCAGAUGUCGCACACGGGUGAGAAGCCAUAUUCCUGUUUUGAGUGCGGGAAAUGUUUUUCAGUUAAGACGAGUCUUAGCAAACAUCAGAGGUUGCACACGGGUGAGAAGCCAUAUUUCUGUCCUGAGUGCGGGAAAUGUUUUUCAGAUAAGUCAGAUUUUAACAGACAUCAGAUGUCGCACACAGGUGAGAAGCCGUAUUCCUGUUCUGAGUGCGGGAAAUGUUUUUCAGUUAAGUGGCUUCUUGACACACAUCAGAGGUCGCACACGAGUGAGAAGCCGUAUUCCUGUGAUGAGUGCGGAAAAUGUUUUACAUCUAAGUCCAAUCUUUAUCCUCAUCAGAGAUCACACACAGGUGAGAAGCCAUAUUCCUGUCCUGAGUGCGGGAAAUGUUUUUCAGAUAAGUCAGAUCUUAAGAGACAUCAGAUGUCGCACACAGGUGAGAAGCCGUAUUCCUGUCCUGAGUGCGGGAAAUGUUUUUCAGUUAAGUCUAUUCUUAGCAAACAUCAGAGGUUGCACACGGGUGAGAAGCCGUAUUCCUGUCCUGAGUGCGGGAAAUGUUUUUCAGUUAAGUCGAAUCUUAGCAAACAUCAGAGGUUGCACACGGGUGAGAAGCCGUAUUCCUGUCCUGAGUGCGGGAAAGGUUUUUCACAGAAGUCUGGUCUUAAUUUGCACAAAAAAAUUCAUACAGGUGAGAAGCCACAUUCCUGUUCCGAGUGUGGGAAAUGUUUUGUACGAAAAUCAAAACUUGUCAAACAUCAGAGAUCUCACACGGGGGAGAAGCCGUAUUCCUGUCCUGAGUGCGGGAAAUGUUUUUCAGUAAAGACAAAUCUUGACACACAUCAGAGGUCUCACACUGGUGAGAAACCGUAUUCCUGUCCUGAGUGUGGGAAAUGUUUUUCAGAUAAGUCGCAUCUUUCCAGACAUCUGAGGUUGCACACGGGUGAGAAGCCGUAUUCCUGUCCUGAGUGCGGGAAAUGUUAUUCAGUUAAGUCGUAUCUUGAUACACAUCAGAGAUCACACACAGGUGAGAAGCCGUAUUCCUGUGCUGAGUGCGGGAAAUGUUUUUCACAGAAGUCCAAUCUUAACACACAUCAGAGAUCUCACACGGGGGAGAAGCCGUAUUCCUGUCCUGAGUGAGGGAAAUGUUCCUCACUGAAGUCCUGUCUUCCUGUAUAUCGGGUCCCACAAAACCAUGGAGGUGUAUUAGUGAGUGCGGGAAAUGUGUUGUAUAUGAAUGUUGCUGGACAUG
Molecule: messenger RNA, 3163 nt
Organism: Rana temporaria (common frog)
Lineage: Eukaryota; Metazoa; Chordata; Amphibia; Anura; Ranidae
Product: zinc finger protein 585A-like
Exons: 6
Coding region: 1-3051 (1016 amino acids)
Biological process (GO): regulation of transcription by RNA polymerase II
Molecular function (GO): RNA polymerase II cis-regulatory region sequence-specific DNA binding; DNA-binding transcription factor activity, RNA polymerase II-specific
Source: RefSeq, a predicted model, not a curated record